AUGCAUUUGGCUGCUCUCACAGGCCUGGCCUUGGCCAUCCCUACAGUGGCCUCUGCCGUUCUUAAUGGCCGUGGUGCAAGCUCGCACCGCUACCCUGUGGUUAAGACCACCUAUGGAGCGGUUCAAGGAACUGCUUCUGAAUACCGUGAUGACGUAACCGUCUACAAAGGCAUUCCCUUUGCCGCGCCGCCCACCGGACCACUGCGUUGGAAGGCACCAGUAGCGCCGGAUUCCUGGUCGAGUGUUCUGCAAGCCACAGAAUGGCCAAAUCAAUGCGCACAGGCGGCUGUCUCUAUGGACGGCAUCUUUCAGACGACCAAAGGUAACAUCAGUGAGGACUGCCUGUACCUGAACGUCUGGACGCCAAGCUACAAUACAACAGAUCCGAAGAAAAUCGCCGCCAAAAACCUCCCAGUCUAUGUCUGGAUCUUCGGUGGCCGAUUUGAGAUGGGCUCAGCCAACGUACCAACCUACGACGGCUCUGGGUUUGCUACUCAAGACAUCAUCGUCGUCACUUUGAACUACCGUAUGAGUGCUUUCGGCUUCCUUGCCCACCCAGAACUGUCAGCCGAGUCAGGCCACAACAGCUCCGGUAACUACGGUCUUCUGGAUCAGCAAUUCGCUCUCCAGUGGGUUCAGGACAACAUUGCCCAUUUCGGUGGAAACCCUGAUCGCGUGACAGUCGGUGGUCAGUCCGCCGGUUCAGCUAGCGCCCUGGACGUGAUGUGGAGCCCACUGUCUAAAGGAUUGGCCCAUGGUGUGAUCGCUGAGAGCGGUGCGCUAGGUCCUCAUGAUCCUUAUACCGGAGCUGCAGCUACUAGCCAUCGCCAAAAGGGAGCAGCGGAAGCAUACGGUGUCUCAUUCUUAAAGACUUUGAAUGUUUCCUCAAUCGACGAGCUACGCAAUGUGUCUAUGGAUACACUCGUCAAUUACGCUAUGGCAUCCGGUUCUGUCUUCGCAGGCACUCAAUUUGCCAAUAUGACCACUUUCUUCAUGGAGCCUCCAGAGUGGCGACCUGUGAUUGAUGGAUAUGUUCUUCCCUACACUUACGGGGAAGCACUACGCUUGGGAGCACAUGCAGACGUUCCCAUUCUCACUGGAAACAAUGCUGAAGAAUCCGGCGCAAGCAUGGAUGAGGGCUUCACUGUAGCUACUUACAAAAGUGGCUGGCGUGAGGUGUUUGGCUCCAAGUUCUACAAGACAUUCCUUCAAGCCUACCCCGCUGCCAACGCUAGUCAGGCUGAUGAUAGCGCCAACGAGCUUUUCCGUGAUAUGAGCCGUGUGGGCACCUGGCAGUGGGCAAAUGCGUGGGCUGCAGGAGGCGCCCAGAGUAAUGUUUAUACUUAUUACUGGAUGCAUGUGCCCCCUGUGAACGGUGACCAGGGUGCUUAUCACGGUUCGGAGCUCUGGUAUGUGUUCAAUAACAUUCCUUACAGCGCUGAGUAUGCAUCGGCCAACUGGACAGCGACUGAUCUGGCCAUUGAGAGAACGAUGACUCAAUAUUGGGCUAACUUUAUUCGCACUGGUAACCCUAACGGCGACGGCUUGGUGCACUUCCCUCCCUCUACCAAUGCCUCUCUUUCAACUAUGUGGCUAGGAAAUUCGUGGGGUGUCGGCCCGGUAUCGGAAAGCAAAGAGCGCAUCUCUUUCAUCGAGGACUGGUAUACUACCUUGAAGGAGUGGUGA
This is a messenger RNA of Penicillium longicatenatum, 1686 nucleotides long. RefSeq names its product carboxylesterase/lipase family protein. The transcript has a single exon. Lineage: Eukaryota; Fungi; Ascomycota; Eurotiomycetes; Eurotiales; Aspergillaceae. Bases 1 to 1686 code for a protein of 561 amino acids. The record is from RefSeq and is a predicted model, not a curated record.